AUGUGCGACGCAGAUGUAUGUGUGGGCAUUCGCUUCCGGGAGACGGGUCAGGUUCAUCUUUUGUCCGCAGAUGCUUCCGGAUUUUGGGCUUUUCUUACUUCACAAUUAGGCUCCUACUACCCAACGCCAAGGUUGAUUACAGACCGAGACUUCGAGAAGACAAGAGAAGGCACAACCGUCACAACCGCGCGAUGA
Molecule: messenger RNA, 195 nt
Organism: Penicillium crustosum
Lineage: Eukaryota; Fungi; Ascomycota; Eurotiomycetes; Eurotiales; Aspergillaceae
Exons: 2
Coding region: 1-195 (64 amino acids)
Source: RefSeq, a predicted model, not a curated record